ACGUUUAAGAGGUCCUCAACAAUGCUAGCCCUGAAACAUUUGGUGUUCUGUCUGAGGGUUUUUGGGGUCUACGCCGACGUAGAGUUUCAAAGUUGGAAGAAACCACCGGACAACAAUCCCGACCUGAACAGGAAAGACCUUGGCGCGAUGCAGGAUGCGUGGAAGACAAUCAAGUGUAUGGCGAACCAGAGCUAUUAUCUAGUGUAUAGUAACGGGUGGGGCACCCAAGAACAUUACGAAGAUGUGACAUGCCUCCAAGUGCAAACAAGUGACCUCAAUUACACAUUGAAGAGCGCCCAAUACACAUCAAAAUGGUACAACACAAAAUCUAAAACAAUGGUAUCAAGCACACAAUAUGUUCAAGCUGUAAAACAAAAAGAUUAUAGUAUUGAAAAUAUUAUGUAUCUGGGGCAACCUCAGCGUAAAGCCACAUCACCAAAUGGAACCUGCUACAAUCUCGAUUUCAACUUCCUCUGUGAAGCAAACGGCUGUAUCAUAUAUCAUCAGGAAUGUUGGCGAAGACCCUUCAUUAAAUAUUCAGAAAAAUACGUUAUAUUUAGCAAUUCUUUUUGUCACAUACUGAGAGCACUGCAAAAUGAAGAGGACUAUGAAUCUUGUGAAUUCUGGUUGAGGGAAGAUUGGUUAAAGAAUGUGACGAUUCCCCAAGUCGUUACAAGAGCAGGAAGCGAAGAAAAUGAGAAAGAGAAGAAGGAGCUUGGCAGUUCGAGUAAAACUACGUAUUUGUAUGAUUCCUUAUUUAAGGAACUUCCGUCCAGCUGUCGAUACGCAUUUCUUCUCAACUGUGGAUAUCCGACAUACCGAAUUUAUGACAGGGAAGAUUGCGACAACGUAAAUAAAAGAGAAAAUGGCGCAUCAGAUGACGCAAACAAAUGUAAAUAACACAAACAUUUCAGCAAAUACGCCUCCCGUCUCUGGGUCGCGCAUCUCGCUCCAACCAUCAACAGCGUGUUCUUCGAAAUUUUCUUUGGUUGCUCUGUGAAUGUGAACGAGUAGAGUAUCUAAUGCAGCCAUCUGCGGAACCACACUGCGGGUGAUUUUGGACAAGUGUAGAAAGCAGCAGGACUUUGUGCUGUGUGAUAGCUCGAGAAGAAAUCUUGCACACUGCAGUGAGGAAAAAAAAAAAGACUAGUGAUGAAAAAGCAAACUAUAGCGAGGAGUACCUAAGAUAGACUGGGUGUCUGCUUUAUACAAUAAAAAUAGCAAUACAAUCAG
Messenger RNA from Ixodes scapularis (black-legged tick), 1233 nucleotides. RefSeq lists its product as uncharacterized. Gene Ontology annotation, biological process: symbiont-mediated perturbation of host defenses. The record is from RefSeq and is a predicted model, not a curated record. NCBI's taxonomy places the organism in Eukaryota, Metazoa, Arthropoda, Arachnida, Ixodida, Ixodidae. The coding region runs from base 22 to 900 and encodes 292 amino acids. Gene Ontology annotation, molecular function: amine binding. The transcript is spliced from 5 exons.